This is a messenger RNA of Paramecium primaurelia, 2731 nucleotides long. NCBI's taxonomy places the organism in Eukaryota, Ciliophora, Oligohymenophorea, Peniculida, Parameciidae. The record is from the annotation of a GenBank genome assembly.
AUGAACAAACUAACAUGCUCAUCAGUUUUAGCAACUAUCGUGUUGAUAAUCGAUAUAUAUUUUGGAUAGCACACAUACAGCUUUAGUAAUUGUAUAACAAAGUAUUUAUAAGAGUAAUUUGAAUAUGGUUAAGAAAAAGGGGUGUUUGGUAUCAAUUCAAUAUAAUUAUAGAGUUUUUUUUUUUGAUUUUUUCAACAGCUGGUGAUGCGAUUGUAACUAACAUUCUAACAAUUCUAAUAUGGUUUAAAACUACUAAUAAGGUGUAAAUAUUGAAAAUAGUUACUAUGAACGUUGUUGCUUCAUCGAUAGGAAAUUUAAUAAAAAUGAUAUCUGCUCAACCCAGACCAUUUUAUAUAGAUGAUUAAAUAAGAUUGGAUUUUUGCUAUACAGGAUAUGGGGAUCCAAGCGGUCAUUCAUUAAGACCAUUUGUUUUUUUUGCUUUGCUAUUUGAAACAAUACUUUGCCAAAAGUAUUUCUAUGAAAAUAAUGUAUUUUUGAAUUAAGAAACUCAAUUUCAGAGUCAUCUUCCAUCAAAUGUGAUUCAAUAAUCAAUUUCAUGGUAUUGCUGAUUAAAUUUAUUUUAGUCGAUAGAGAUUUUAGUUGUUAUAUCCUAACUCUCCAAUCAGUUUUAGAUAAUGUUAAAUCUUAAUGGGAAUAUUUGUCUUUAUGAUCGGUAUUGGUCGACUAUAUUUUGGAGUUCAUUUUUUAAACCAAAUUAUAGUAGGUUGGAUCCUAGGACUAUAUCUUUUAUAUAUCUAUUAUUACUGCGGAUUAGAAGACUUUAUUGAUUGUCUAUUCAAUGAAGCUAAAAAAAUUAAAAGUUAGGCUGUAUGCAAGAAAUUAACAAAGUAUAUAAAAAUGGGUUUUAUAAUAUCAUUCAUUUACUCUAUGGCUUUGGUUAUUUAUUACUUUAGACAUAAUUCUGAAUAAAUAAUUGGCGAAAAGGAAGUAUGGAGAAAAUUUAUACUAAAAUAAAUAAAAUGUCUGUAUAAUGGAAAUUAUAGUUAUGAGACAAAAUUUGAAACUUCAGAUGUUUAACAUAUAACAAUAAUUUUUUUCCCUUUAUACCUGUUUAUUCUUUAUGAGCAAAAGACUGAAUAAACGAAAUUUAGUCCAUUAAGAGUUUGGUGUUCUUAUAGCAAUAUAGGAAAAUUAGCAAUUAACUUAUUCUGUUUCUUAAUUAAAUGGAAAUAGAUAGAGAUUUUUCAAUAUUUUCAACAUAUAUUGCCAAGAUUAAUGAUUACUUUAUUUUUUAUGCAUAUCUACUAUUUAACAUAUGCACUCAUACUAUUAGUAUUAAUCCCCUUGAUAACAGCAGUAGGAGAAACAAUCAUAUAGUUUUAUCANAACAUGCUCAUCAGUUUUAGCAACUAUCGUGUUGAUAAUCGAUAUAUAUUUUGGAUAGCACACAUACAGCUUUAGUAAUUGUAUAACAAAGUAUUUAUAAGAGUAAUUUGAAUAUGGUUAAGAAAAAGGGGUGUUUGGUAUCAAUUCAAUAUAAUUAUAGAGUUUUUUUUUUUGAUUUUUUCAACAGCUGGUGAUGCGAUUGUAACUAACAUUCUAACAAUUCUAAUAUGGUUUAAAACUACUAAUAAGGUGUAAAUAUUGAAAAUAGUUACUAUGAACGUUGUUGCUUCAUCGAUAGGAAAUUUAAUAAAAAUGAUAUCUGCUCAACCCAGACCAUUUUAUAUAGAUGAUUAAAUAAGAUUGGAUUUUUGCUAUACAGGAUAUGGGGAUCCAAGCGGUCAUUCAUUAAGACCAUUUGUUUUUUUUGCUUUGCUAUUUGAAACAAUACUUUGCCAAAAGUAUUUCUAUGAAAAUAAUGUAUUUUUGAAUUAAGAAACUCAAUUUCAGAGUCAUCUUCCAUCAAAUGUGAUUCAAUAAUCAAUUUCAUGGUAUUGCUGAUUAAAUUUAUUUUAGUCGAUAGAGAUUUUAGUUGUUAUAUCCUAACUCUCCAAUCAGUUUUAGAUAAUGUUAAAUCUUAAUGGGAAUAUUUGUCUUUAUGAUCGGUAUUGGUCGACUAUAUUUUGGAGUUCAUUUUUUAAACCAAAUUAUAGUAGGUUGGAUCCUAGGACUAUAUCUUUUAUAUAUCUAUUAUUACUGCGGAUUAGAAGACUUUAUUGAUUGUCUAUUCAAUGAAGCUAAAAAAAUUAAAAGUUAGGCUGUAUGCAAGAAAUUAACAAAGUAUAUAAAAAUGGGUUUUAUAAUAUCAUUCAUUUACUCUAUGGCUUUGGUUAUUUAUUACUUUAGACAUAAUUCUGAAUAAAUAAUUGGCGAAAAGGAAGUAUGGAGAAAAUUUAUACUAAAAUAAAUAAAAUGUCUGUAUAAUGGAAAUUAUAGUUAUGAGACAAAAUUUGAAACUUCAGAUGUUUAACAUAUAACAAUAAUUUUUUUCCCUUUAUACCUGUUUAUUCUUUAUGAGCAAAAGACUGAAUAAACGAAAUUUAGUCCAUUAAGAGUUUGGUGUUCUUAUAGCAAUAUAGGAAAAUUAGCAAUUAACUUAUUCUGUUUCUUAAUUAAAUGGAAAUAGAUAGAGAUUUUUCAAUAUUUUCAACAUAUAUUGCCAAGAUUAAUGAUUACUUUAUUUUUUAUGCAUAUCUACUAUUUAACAUAUGCACUCAUACUAUUAGUAUUAAUCCCCUUGAUAACAGCAGUAGGAGAAACAAUCAUAUAGUUUUAUCAAAAAGAAAAUGAAGCUAUUUAGGUUGACUAGAGUGAAAUUGAACUUUGA